This is a messenger RNA of Xyrauchen texanus (razorback sucker), 7395 nucleotides long. Its product is annotated as bromodomain adjacent to zinc finger domain protein 2B. Lineage: Eukaryota; Metazoa; Chordata; Actinopteri; Cypriniformes; Catostomidae. The coding region runs from base 125 to 6511 and encodes 2128 amino acids. The record is from RefSeq and is a predicted model, not a curated record. Gene Ontology annotation, molecular function: protein binding; DNA binding. The transcript is spliced from 37 exons.
GGAGGAUCUUCUUCAUUCACACACGCACACUGAGAACAGUGCCGUGUAACAUCUGCUUCAGACCGGAUCGGAUCGGAUAUUACCUGUUUUCAUUCAUGAGGUCCCCGGGUGAGAUAUUAAAGAUAUGGAGUCAACAGAGAGUCUAGUGUCACCAACAUCCAAUCAGAUGUCAAUCAGAUCUGCAACAAACCACAAAGACCCCGCACCAGCCAACCGCAGCAUGAGCGGGCAUUUGUUGGGAAUGGUUGGCAGUCAAAGUUUGGGAAUGCCUUCAGUUUCCAGUGUCUUUCCCUUGAUCCAUCAGCCAGGCUUCAGUCUUCACUCCUUUGCUCCAGGCCGCUCUGAGUUUGGUGGUCUGGGAACUCUGGGAAUGUCUGCCGCUCUGGCUGCCCGCUCUCAGCUUGGCACUCUGCCAGAUUGGUGGCAUUCUAUAGACAUUAACGGUCAGGGGUCAGCGGUGUUCUUCCCUCAUCUUUUGGGUCUGCCGGCGUUAUUCAACACCUCGUCACUGAGUCGAGACCAAACAUUUCUCCAGUCCCGAGCUGCCAGUAAGAGCGGCCAUGCUUCUGCUAAAGCAGGGCUGAACGGUUCCGUCAAUGGAAAAGAAAACUCGAGCUCCGUCUCUUCCACAGCCUCUCCAGCGCUCACCCCUUCAGAUCCAACCAAGAGCCCAAAAUCCAGCCAAAAACCAGCCCAAAACCAGCGGCAAGAGAAAUCUAGGCACAGAACAAAAGACGAGAAAUUUUGUAGGAAAGGGUCAGAUGUGUCAAUCAACAGUGACAGCCAAUCAGCAUCCAGCUCUGAUUGUUCUAGUGAUGCUCUCAGCAGCAGUGACUCGGAUGACCUGGAGGCAGAUGACGACGAUGAUGAUGACGAUCAAAGUGAUGAUAGUGUGGAGUCUGACUGUGGAAAAGAGGCGAACAAGAACAGAAAGGGUGAAAUGCAGACAGACAAGAAGGAUCAUCGCACUGUAGGGCAGAAUACACGGGACAUCCGGAGUUCUCUCUCGUCCCAGCCCCCAAUGCUUCACAUGACCCCCCUGCCCUUCCAGUCCUUUAGACCCUCAGAGGAGCCCAGGAAACACACCAGCGUCGUCCAGAACACCGGUCUCGCAGUCAGCACAAAACCACUGGAACUAGUCAUCAAGUCGCGCAGGGAUCGAGAGGCAGCGCCUCCUAAACCCUUGUCCUUAUCCUCUCCUAAAACUCUCUCGCACUCAAACUCUCUGAAACCAGUUUCCCUCAUCCCGCUGCAGAAGCCUAUAUCUCUGUCUUCAUCAUCCUCACUCUCACCAUCCUCAAAACCCCCUCCUUUGCAGUUGGACAACCUAAAAAUGGGCAGGAAUUACCUUAACGGGACUCUCCUGAGCAUGAACAACCUCUGCAUACUCAAACAGCCAUUUCUACCUCAGGAGUCAUUCAAAGAGGCAUCUUUUCAGCUGAAAGGUGCACAAGAUUCCGGUAAAUCAUCUACCUACACCAGUCAGCAUUCCAAUCUCUUCCUCUCUUCCCAUCCGACCGGGAACCACCAGCUCAAUGCCGUUCAUGAUGCUCCUCUGGCCUUGAUUAGUAAACCUCGCUCCCAGAGCGCUCGCACCCCUGAUAGACCCCUGCUCGCCACCACCAACACCCCCAUCGACCUCACGACCACAGCGGGCAGGGCGCCCUCACCAGCACCCAUGGAGAUGGGAACAUCUACCUCACCUGGUCUGAUUCUGAAAGCAGGACAAGGAAAGGGCUGUAAAACAGGGCAGUGGGGCGUGAAGAAAGAGAGGCAGUCUUUGGUGGAGCUCUUCAGGGGGGCGGAGUCUGACCUGCCCAACAUUAAAGACUCUGAUGACUCAUUAAUGGAGGACGAAGAUGAAAAUGAUGUUUCAAGUCUCUCAGAUUCUGACAGUCUUUUAGAUGACGAUUCUGAUGAUGAUGAUGACACGGACACAGAAACUGAGCGAACGGCACUCAAACUCUCCAAAUCCUCUGUACUAGACUCAUCCCACAGCCAGAGCACUAGUUCCACCCCUCUCAAACUACAGCUUCAUAAGACCCUUGUCAUGGCCACGCCCCCGAUUGUGACCAACACUGAGGGACCAGCCAAUGGCAGCCCACCAGCCUCAUCUUCCAGUGUGGCCACGCCCCCAGGUAAAAGAAGAAGAGUCACGGAUGAGCGUGCGCUACGGAAACCUCUGGAAUACGGAUGGCAGAGAGAGACAUGCAUCACAAACACGUGUGGACGUUUGUGGGGAGAGGUGGCAUACUUUGCUCCAUGUGGCAGGAAGCUCAAACAGUAUCCUGACAUCAUCAAGUAUUUGACCAGAAACGGAGUCCGAGACAUCACACGGGAUCAUUUUAGCUUCAGUGCAAAAAUAAAGGUUGGCGACUUUUAUGAAGCCAGGGAUGGACCAGAGGGGCUGCAGUGGUGCUUACUGAAAGAGGAGGAGGUCAUUCCUCGUAUCCUAGCAUUGGAGGGUCGGCGAGGUCGUCCCAAGACUCUUGAGCAAUUCGGGGAUCAUGCUGUGGACCUCUCUCAGUCUGGCAAGAAAAGCAGAGCACCGGAUGAGAGUGAAGCUGAUGUGUUCAACACUUCCGAGGCCAAACUACUGCGCAAGUUUGAAGCCCAGGAAAUCUCACGGCAGGCGGCACAGAUAAAGCUGAUGCGUAAACUGGAGAAACAGGCGCUGGCACGAGUGGCCAAAGAGGCCAGGAGACAGCAAGCCAUCAAAGCGGCAGAAGAGAGGCAGAAGCGGAAGGAACAAAUGAAGAUUCUCAAACAGCAGGAAAAGGUCAUGAGAAUCCAGCAGGUCCGUAUGGAGAGGGAACUCCGAGCUCAGCAGAUACUGGAGGCGAAAAGGAAAAAGAAGGAAGAGUCUGCCAAUGCAAAAAUACUGGAAGCUGAAAAACGAAUUAAGGAGAAGGAGCUGCGCCGACAGCAGGCUUUUAUUCUCAAGCAUCAGGAGUUGGACAGACAUAGACUAGAUAUGGUAUGGGAACGUGAGCGGCGUCGACAGCAUGUGAUGUUGAUGAAGGCGAUGGAGGCCAGGAAGAAAGCUGAGGAGAAAGAGCGGAUGAAACAGGAGAAACGAGAUGAGAAAAGAUUAAAUAAGGAACGUAAACUGGAGCUCAGGCGGUUGGAACUACAGAUGGCCAAAGAGCUGAACCAACCUAAUGAAGACAUGUGUCUGACAGAUCACAAGUCUCUUCCAGCCUUGUCACGGAUACCAGGUCUGGUUUUGCCGGGAGCGUGUUUCUCAGACUGUCUGAUGGUUAUACAAUUCCUGCGCUGUUUUGGGAAGGUUCUGGGUUUAGAUGCGAGCGCUGAUGUGCCGUCGCUCGCUGUGAUGCAGGCAGGGCUGCUGAAUGUGGAUGACAGCAUGAGGUUUAUUCAAGAUCUGCUGGUGCGACUGCUGUCUGCUGCUGUAUGUGACCCGGGACUCCCACCAGGACACAAGGCUCUUGAAGGUCAUUUGACUAAUAUCGGCCUGAAUCCGGACAACGUUUCAGAGGUGCUACAGAUUUACAUGGAAGCUCACUGUGGACAGACGGAGUUAGCGUCGCUGUCUGAGAGCCUGAAGACCAAAGCGUUCCAGGCGCAUACGCCCUCACAGAAAGCCUCCAUUCUGGCCUUCCUGGUUAAUGAGCUGUCCUGCAGUAAAAGCGUUGUCAAUGAGAUCGACAAAAACAUUGACAAUAUGACCAACCUGCGACGAGACAAAUGGGUGAUUGAGGGAAAACUACGAAAGUUAAGGAGCGUUUACUCAAAGAGGAUGGGGAAGAGAGAGAGCAGUGUCGGGGAGGAGGGUCAGACCCUCGGCAAACGCAAACGCAAGCGUAAAGCAGGCGAGAGUGAAGAUGACGACGAGGAAGAUGAUGACAGUGAUGAGCAGGUAGAUGAAGAGUACGAGGAAGAGGUUUACAGACUGAAGAAAGGGAAGAAAGCCGAGGCUUGUGAGGAAGAGGAUGAAGGUGAUCAAAACACAAGCAUUGUGGAGCUGGAAAGACAGAUUGAGAAGCUUAGCAAGCAACAGAUUCAGAUGCGUCGCAAGCUGUUCGAGGCCUCUCACUCCUUGCGCUCGGUAAUGUUCGGUCAGGACCGGUAUAAAAGACGUUAUUGGGUGCUGCCCCAGUGUGGGGGUGUCUUUGUGGAAGGACGUAAGAGUGGAGAGGGUCCAGAGGAGUGGCAGAGAGAGAGGAAGAGACUGAAGGACUCUCGGUUCGUCCAGGUGAAAGAGGAGCCAGUAGAGGAACCUGAUGAAAAAUCUUCAAAACCUGAGAUGAAACGUGAACCUACCUCGCCGAAACCUCCAGAGGAUGUAGAUUCUCUCAACUAUUUCCUGCAGAAACCUGGAUCCUUCUCAAAGCUCAGCAAGAUCAUAAAGGUAGCCCAGAUGUCACCCGAGUCCUCAAGUGUCUUACAGAGCCAAAACAGCAGUCCAAACCAGCACAAUACAUUACCCAGCAGCCCCUCUGUAGUGCCCCGCCUGGACGAGUCUUGUCUCCGCUUCCCCGCCGACCUCAGUAACGCACAACAUCUUAAUAACGACCAGCUUUAUAAGGUUCUGACUGAGAGGAACACACAUUGGUUCAGCCUGUUGCCUCGGUCUCCAUGUGAUGGGGCAUCUUUGACUGAAGGUCAGCGUUCAGCAUCAUCGUUGUCUUCACACCAUAUUGCAAAUGGCACGGGCCCCUAUAGCACAGCGGGCAUCAAUAACGUGUCGUUAGGAGGACUGCAGAUGAUGUCUGGUGUGCCCCUGGUGGAUGUGCCAGGCUGUGCUUGGUCCAAUGGAAACAUGACUCCAAACAUGGCCUUUCCUGGGGUUGUCAUGGCUCCGAUUGUCAAUAGAGUUUACCUGCCCACAGAGGGCAUUGGAAACAUUAACCCUCACUUGCCCAAAAGUGUGACCACCAGUAAGAGAGACUCCCCGGGAUCUCCAGUUGAGAAAGCCCUCUUCACACCCUCACCUGUGAUUGAGGUGGCUAAAAAUCAGGAUUACCCUUCAGCCGAACCUAUUCCUGAAGAGCUGUCAACUGGCUGGUGGAAGGUGACAGACAUUGAAGUGUUGCGUUCCAUAGAGAAGGCGUGUCAUUCCCGCGGGAUCCGAGAGCGAGUCCUUCAGAAACAACUGCAGAAGCACAUGGAUUACAUCGCUCAGAUCUGCAGCAAACACAGAGAUGUCACAGUUAUCGAUGUCUCUGAGCUGGAGAAGAAUCAUAUCUCAGAGGAUACUGUCCAGAGCUGGUGUGUUGAAGAUCAGGCUAUGGACGUUGACAUCGGUGUCCUACAGAAGGUUGAGGAGCUGGAACGCAAGGUCACCUCGGCCAGCCUGCAGGUCAAGGGCUGGAUGAAGCCAGCACUAGAGUCACAAAGUGAAGAUCUGGUGUACUACGAACACAAACCUAUCAUGAAUAACAGCAAAGCAACAGGCGAUAUGUCUGACUGCGGCAUUGCUCGCCGUGCAAACAACCCUCUGGACAUUGCAGUGUCGCGGCUGGCAGAACUGGAGAGGAACAUCGCGAGAAGGUACCUGAAAAGCCCUUUAAGCAGCACCAUUCAGAUCAGACUGGAUCAGGUGGGCACGGUCACAGUACCCGCCCCUGCGCCAUCAACUGAUAGAGCUGAUGAUGACGGGACUGAGGAGGAUCUAGCUCCAGGUUUGAAACAGUGGCGUAAAGCUGUAAGUGCGGUGCGUAAUGCGAGUCAGCUCGCUCUCUGUAUACAGCAGCUGCAGAAGUCCAUUGCCUGGGAGAAAUCCAUCAUGAAAGUGUACUGUCAGAUCUGCCGUAAAGGAGACAACGAGGAGCUUCUGCUGUUGUGUGACGGAUGUGAUAAAGGCUGCCACACCUACUGCCAUAAACCCAAGAUCAGCAGCAUACCAGAUGGAGAUUGGUUCUGUCCAGCAUGCAUAUCACAGGCGAGCAGUCAGUCCGUGAAGACCAAGAAGCUCUCCAACCGCUCAAGCGGCGAACUGAAGAAACCCGCUGAGGUCAAACGUAACAGAAAGCUAUCUAUGGCUGGAGAGAACUCUGAGAAAGAUUCAGGCAGUGCCAACAGCACGCCCAAAAAAGUGACAAAGGAAAUCAAAAAGAGAAAUGCUGAGGAGAAUCCUUCAGCAAUUGCAGCCAAGCUAGAAAGUCCUGCAUGCGUGAAGAAACCCAAAACAGCCGGAGAGGACAAUAAUGACCUGGCCAUGUGCAGACUGCUCUUGGGUGAGUUGGAACGUCAUCAGGACUCCUGGCCGUUUCUGACACCUGUCAAUCCCAAAUCUGUCCCUGGAUACCACAAGAUCAUCAAAAAGCCAAUGGACCUCUCUACUAUCAGAGACAAACUCACCAACAGCCAGUAUCUGAAUCUUGAGACAUUCAUUAUCGAUGUGAACUUGGUGUUUGAUAACUGUGAAAAAUUCAACGAGGACAAUUCAGACAUUGGACGAGCAGGACACACCAUGAGAAGGUUUUUCCAGAGGAGAUGGACCGAGAUGUUAAAGCAGAACUCCUCAAAUCUCGGUCCCGGCACAUGAGCGGUUUCUGCUUCUCAUUUCAGAUGUGCAAGACGCUUUAAAAGAACAUCUUAUGGCUUUAAGGUUUAGACAGUGACGCAAGUUAUCAAUAAACCAGCAUUAGACACCAAAAGCACCUCAAUUACUUGAUAUUUCAUACCAGGUUUGACAUGUUGAACAAUGUUUACUCGAACAAAUCAAGAACAUUUGGGAAAAUAUCCUCACACUACCUGUAAAUAUGUUUGUUGUUGUUGUUAUUUUUUUUUUUAAUAAACACUAAUAUUAUAGCAAAUGCACUAUAUUUAAUUUAUUGUUCAUUAUUUAUGAUUAAAAUGGUUUUCAUUUUCAAUGAAAACAUAAAAAAAAAAAAGACAAACUGCUUUAAAGGUCUCAAUGAAAGUGGAUUUCUUUCCUGAAUAUAAAAAGCAAAUAAAAAAGGAUUUUGUUUACAAGUUCUGAGAUCCCGGGGCAACAGAAGAUCCAUUAUGUAGUUGUGCUAUAAAGCCUGAUUUGCAUAAAAGCAUAUGUUUUGAAUACAGUGAGGCCAUCUUUACAGAUAUAAUGACUGUUAAUGUUUAAUAUUGCUUUUGAAUAUUCUAUUCUGUACUUGUGACAUCCGGCAUCCUCAACCUCAAUUCCACUUAAAUCCUACUCUGAUGCACAUGUGUUCAAGUGUUUGCUAAGGAAAGCUUUACAAGUACUAUUGCUCUUACUUGGGGUUAAAGAACAAACCCUUAACCAAUUAAACUGUGGUGCACAACUUGUCCUGGACCAUUUGUGCAACAGACAUGAAUUAUACCUCAAAUCGUGGAACUUAUUGGUUGUGCUAUUACUUUUCUAAGUGAUUGGGCUCACACAUUUUCAACCGGUGGACAAUAAAAUGGCAAAAAAAAAAAAAAACAAAA